CCUUAUUUGGCAAUGAGGGGUUGGCUUUAGCUAACUGGUGUGGAAAAUGGUGGAAAGCAGAAUCAGACAGCGGCUGUAGACGGACGGGAUACAAACAGUUUUAUAUCUGAGUCAAUCAGUGUGGAAGUAGACUUGCAGUUAUGGCUGAUGCUCAACAAAUCAAGAAAACCACAGCCAAAGUCCUGUGCUGUGUGGAGAAGGUGACCUCCUUCGCCUCCUCCAUCGACCCCAUCUUCGGCAUUGUCUCCUCUCUGGUUGGUGUGGCAAGAAAGGGCCUGGCUGAUGAUGAGAGCCACGCCUUGGACAAAGACUUCCAGGCUAUCCACACCAAACUGGAGAGCAUCUCCGAGAAAAACAAUCAAUGCCUGAGACAGAUCCGCAUCGACGAGGUGAACGAAACAUACGGGAAGUAUGAGGAGUACAUCAAGCACCAGUACAAUGCCUUCAACAGCAUGGUGGCCCAGGUGAAGAAAGACCCAGACAAUGCCCAGAGGCACAUGGAGACCUUUGAAAAGAUUUACGAGAGAGACAAAUCGGAUUUGGGCCUGGAUGUGUUCUAUCGUGGUGUGAUGGGUGUAAAAUCUGUGUUUGGAAGAGCUCUGCUGGAUGUGUAUUUAGAUAACUGCCAGGGAGACCACGAAACCAUGGAGCGCCACUGCUCUCAUAUUGCCCACCUCUUCCACAUGGGCCUCAUCGCGCUGAUGGGGUACACUGCCGUCACUGAGGAUGAUGAAGAUGAGGUGCGUGAAAAGUGGGCCAAGAGGGUGUCUGAGAUCCAGAUGAAGAUGGAAGACAUUCUCAAACAGUGUAAAAGCAACUCGACCUGAACCAAGACCAAGAAAGAAAGAAAGGAUGUUCUCUGGGUUUGCUGCCAGAGGACAUCCUGGCAGCAAACCCUGACUGCAGGAAAAAUAAUUAGUUAUGUAAUAUUUAAAAAAAUAUACACUUAUAGAAAAACCAAAGCCAUGUAACGUGCGCAUGGGUGCUGCAGCUGCUUCAGUGUGGUUAGUAUCGACUCACUUUAUGACCAAUAUAACUGUAUGCUGCUUUGUGUCACAUCUCAAUAAAUGCUGAAAUGUUAUACAAUCUGUUCAACUAAAUGAAUAAAUUAUUGUUGAAGUUGUUCCAUAUUUGUUUCCAGGUAACUUUCUCCAGCGUACGAUCUGUAUGUCAAGUACAGGAGACAGAAAGUGUUUUAGCCUGCUUGAGCUGGCUAAAACACUUAAUCUGAAAAGGAUGUGUUGAGAUCACUCCCUAAAACCACUCUACCUUUUUAACAAAGCGCCGAUAGAACUCAAAUGUAUCCAUCCGUAUGUUAUAUAAAAACGUUUCCUCAAAAGUGACUCAUAAUCCAUCUAUUGAACAUGGUUGAGUAAAAACUGGUUUUGGGAGGAACCAAAAUGCAUGAUUCAUCUUGUUGGUGUCAAUUUAUUUUUCCGUCAUUGUUGAACGUGAUAAUGAAAAUGGGGUGGCAUGAUGUUUAACAGUAAUAAAAAUUUGUGUCAUCA
Poecilia reticulata (guppy) is the source of this 1508-nucleotide messenger RNA. RefSeq names its product rapunzel 2 (gene rpz2). The record is from RefSeq and is a predicted model, not a curated record. Lineage: Eukaryota; Metazoa; Chordata; Actinopteri; Cyprinodontiformes; Poeciliidae.